This is a messenger RNA of Vespula vulgaris, 2147 nucleotides long. RefSeq names its product transcription initiation factor TFIID subunit 9 (gene Taf9). The transcript has 3 exons. Lineage: Eukaryota; Metazoa; Arthropoda; Insecta; Hymenoptera; Vespidae. The record is from RefSeq and is a predicted model, not a curated record. Gene Ontology annotation, cellular component: SAGA complex; transcription factor TFIID complex. Gene Ontology annotation, biological process: DNA-templated transcription initiation; RNA polymerase II preinitiation complex assembly. Bases 542 to 1276 code for a protein of 244 amino acids. Gene Ontology annotation, molecular function: transcription coactivator activity; protein heterodimerization activity; RNA polymerase II general transcription initiation factor activity.
UUUUUGAAGAUAGAUUAUCGAUGAUUCUAACUCAGCCAAUAAUUGUAUGUUUUGUAGCGAUUAAUCUAAUCCCAUAAGUUACGCUAAUCCCCAUAAACUACGUCUAACCUUAUUCUAAAGCCACGUUGAUUUACUAAUACAUAAACUGCGCUCCUAAUCACUCUAAAAAUUUACAUUUCUCACCUUUAAUUUUAAUAGUAACUGUAAAAAAGAAACGAUAAAGUAUAGAGUUUUUAUCCCUAUAUUAUUGUCAGGGUAGUGACCAUUACAAACGAAGGAAAGCUUGAAUAAUUCUUCUUCAGUUUGGUGGCAACCAUGAAAUGUCUUUCUUGUUGGUUUAGUACGUCGAAAGAAUGUCGUUAUAACUCCGCGUCGACGAUACUAUUUUCUUCUGUAACAGCAACCUUACUUUCUUUGAUUCUUUUACACGUGAACAUUAUGUGAUCGCAUCUCAAUGUUAGUAUUAAAAGAAAGUGUUUUUUAUUGUGAUAUUUAGUUUCAAUAAAGUGCGGUAUUCGCAGCAGUCAUUCGUUCGUAUGAGAUGACUGAAAAGUCUAAAACAAUGAGUCACGUAAAACACAUUCCGAAAGACGCUCAAGUUAUUAUGUCGAUUAUGAAAGAUAUGGGAAUCACGGAUUAUGAGCCAAAAGUCAUCAAUCAAUUACUUGAAUUCACAUAUCGUUAUAUUACCUGUAUAUUAGAUGAUAGUAGAAUAUACGCGAAUCAUGCGAAAAAGAAGUUUACCGAUUUAGAUGAUGUAAGAUUAGCCGUGAAAAUGCAAUUGGAACGUACCUUUACAAAUCCACCACCAAGAGAUGUAUUAUUGGACGUGGCUCGUGCCAAGAAUAAUAUACCGUUACCAUUCGUUAAACCAAAUAAUGGUCUGAGGCUACCACCUGAUAGAUAUUGUUUGAAUGCAACAAAUUACAAGCUAAAGAAUGUUACAAAGAAAACUGUUACGAAAUCUGUGCAUUCGUUAGUUGGUAAUAAUAUAUCCGGAGUACAAUCUAGAAUCAAAGUAGAAGGAGGCAAGACUGGUCUUUCAAUAGUCAAAAGACCAGGCACUUUGACUACUGUUGCCCGUACCCAGACAAUAUCUAUACCAAAGCCGGUAUUAAAAUUUUCAACAGCACCAACUGGAACAAACACGGUUAAAGCUCAAAUACCAAAACCAAAAGUACAAUUAACAUCUGGACAAACUAUGCCACUUAUGAAAAUAGAAACAGAUGAUUCUGUAAAAAGAAAAAGAGAAGAUGAUGAUUAUGACGUCCCGUAAAAGUAUAACAUAGAUAUAAUAUAUUUAUAUUUGUUGCUUUUUUUGUUAUACAAUAACAAAACAUUUGAUUUGGACAAUAUGAAGAAGUAGAUAUAUUAAUAUGUCCAUAUCAUAUGUAUAUUAAUAUAUCUACUCUUUCAUAUUCUUACCUUAUAACUUAAUUUUUAUUUGAUUAUUAAACAAAACAAUCAUAUUAAUAAUUCCAUAAUCAUAAAUAUUCAAUCGUAAAAUAACAGUAUGAAGCCACAAAACUUGUUAUAUCACAAUUAUUAUAAGCAUUGAAAUCAAUAAUUUUACCAAUUAAUUUACUCUAUUUUGGUACUAGAUAUGUUAUGUUAUAUUAAAUUAAAAGUAAAGUAGAUAAGAUAAUAUUAUAAUGAGAAAACAUUUGAAAGCUUUAUUUUAAGAUCUUGAUUAUUUAGAAGCAUAUUACGUACUAUGUAAUGUUUACAAGAAUAGACUAUUGGGUAUAUUUUAAUUUAUAUUAGAGAUCAUUUUUCAUUGUGCCAAUAAUUAUAAAAUUAUCGAAAAUAUGAAUUAUUUAAGGUUACCUGGAUUUUAAAUGUAUUUCGAUGUUUACUUGGCAGAAUACAAAAGUAUACUAACUCUGAAAUUAUCAAAUUGAUCAAAAAUUCGUUUUUAUCAAUAUUAUAUCCAAUCGACGAUCUGGAGUUCGAAAUUUAUAUAUAUUAUGAUAUUAAAUAAUAAUUAUUUCGUAUUUAUUAAAUAUUACGACAUAAAAUGGAUCUCCAAAAGAAAAACGACAGAAAAACAUAAUGGAUAAAGAUAACCUUGUAGAUGGUAUGGAAACGAGUUCGUAUCUUGAUGUUUAUAAAAAUAAUAUAUAAUAUAUACCUGCAGAAAGUAUAAA